UAAGUGAAAGGGAUGGUCAAUCAUUAAGGUUUUUUUUUUUUUUUAAUAAACCUUUACAAAUGUGUCUUUUUGUUAAUACAUUGUUCGUCACACAGUUUUUCUUUAUCCCUCUUUGGCUGAAUCUUUAUUACUAGCACUAUUAUAAUCCCAAAACUUUUCAAUGGAUUAUCGUGACUGAACUUUAAAUCCUAUCAAUAUGUUAAAAGAGCCACUAAGAUAUAGAAGCAUUCUGUAUAUUCCUUCUCUCAUAAGUAAACAUUAUAAAAUAUCAUACAGUAUAAAUAACUCCCAAGCCUAAAAAUUAAACAAAACAUCAAAAUUAGCAAAGAUGUUUGCCACAGCACCACGUUCUAUGUAUAGGAAUUUCCCAAAAGCACUUACAAAAUUUCCUACAAAUCCACCAACAAUUACAGGGUAUUUAGUAGUAACUGAUGAAGAAUCAGAAGAAAUGGACACUUUUUGUUGGGGCAUUUGUAAGCACAGCAGUAUCACUAAACUCCCAUUUCCUCAAGACAGAGUCUUGAAAGUUGUUCAUAAUCCAGAGUUUGGUGAACCUAGUGUUCAUAAAGUUUGGUUCUUACCUGUUCUUGAUCAACCAAUAGCAUCCAGCCGCUACUAUGUUAUCAAAGCCAAAGGCAGAUAUAAAGGGAGGGCAUAUACAUCUUGGAAAGAAGCAGAUAUGGAUAGUUGUUGCUUUGACAAUUCGAUGAAUGAUCUAAACCCAAAGCCUUUUAAUCACAAAGAUACCUAUCAACAAUUCGAGAUUUGUCCAUAUGAUCUUGGUGGUUUCUAUGCAAAAUCUGUAGCCUACGAUGGAGUUCCUCCGAAAUUCCUCAGGAAAAAAGGAUGGCACGUUAAUAGUAUCCAUUCACUUAAAGUCAAUUUGAAAGAAGCUCAAGGACUCCAAUUAUCCUCUCAACCAUUAGAUUCAGAUACCCCUGAAUUAAACAUCCAAGCAUCUUCCAAACGUUCUGUUCCGAUAAUUCUUGGCAAAUGGUAUAGUCCAUGUGUGUUAGUAAAAGAGAGGAAAAUUAAAACUAAAGAACAGAUGAAUAAAUCAUUGUUCUAUGAAGUGACACUCAAGUGUUGGUGGGAGCAAAUAUUUUCUUGUGAGAAUGUAACAAGAAGAAACAGAGCACACGUGGAGGUGGACGCGCGUGUGAGGAAGUUGUUAACUUUAAUAAGUGGGACGGAAGCUGUGAAAGAGGAAGAAGGGAGUGGCGCGUUUGCUUGGUUUAGAGUGAAAGAGGAAUAUAGAAAUAAAUGUACAUUGGAGAAAGUUGGUUUGCAUAGUGGUGUUAUUGAGAAAAUGAGAUGGAUACAAGAAAGAAGGGGAUGGUUUGAUGGAGGAGAAAGUGAUGUAAGAGUAGAAGGUAUAGAAGAAAUAGAAAGUGAGAAUGGCUAUUGGAGAAAGUUUAGUUGUUAUGUUAUGGUGGAGAGUUUUGUGUUUAGGAGAAUGGAUGGGAGUUUGUUAAUUAACUUCAAUUUCAAGAACACUCAGAAAAUUGUGUGUCAAUGGGAAUGAGGAUACGUGAAAAAAGAUAGUCUGAUGCAUUAAGCUUUCGUUAUGAGUCUGGAGAAAGGCGCCGGACCACGGGAGGAUAUCUGCAAGAAACACAUAUGUUGAUUGGUACAUGUUAAUGUGUUGCUAGCUUCCACUUCUCUCUCUCUCUCUAUAUAUAUAUAUUCUAUAUAUAUAGACUUGUGUUUUAAUCUUCUUCAGUGUUGUCUCUACUUGAGAUGAACUAAUAACAACUGCAGAAUCUAUUCUCUCUAUUUUUAAGUUAUAACUUGGUCCUUUUCGUUUCUUUAAAAAUAAUUACUGUUAGUAUUGUAUUGUGGCUUGCACCCAAGAUAUGCUUUUAAUAAAAAGUUAACUGAUAGGAUUAUCCGA
Solanum lycopersicum (tomato) is the source of this 1894-nucleotide messenger RNA. RefSeq lists its product as uncharacterized. NCBI's taxonomy places the organism in Eukaryota, Viridiplantae, Streptophyta, Magnoliopsida, Solanales, Solanaceae. The record is from RefSeq and is a predicted model, not a curated record.